Molecule: messenger RNA, 1312 nt
Organism: Nezara viridula (southern green stink bug)
Lineage: Eukaryota; Metazoa; Arthropoda; Insecta; Hemiptera; Pentatomidae
Source: the annotation of a GenBank genome assembly
CGAAGAUUAAGAAAAUACAUAGGAAGAACUCAAUAAACAAUGUUGUGAUUAAUUUUAUGCAGUUUUCAUAUUAAAUUCAUAUUUAUCCCUUCAUCAUUCUCUUUUCCUCUCUUCUACUUUUUCUUAGUAUUUUAUUUCAUAAUUAGAAGCAAUGGUUUUUCAGACGUGUAUACUGUGCUGUAAUUCUAUAAUUAAGAAAACUCCUAAACGAACUAGAAGGCAAUUUUUAGAUACUUUGAGGAUUUUUGUCAAAGGAGGAUCCGGUGGCAUGGGAUUACCUCAAUAUGGUGGUGUUGGGGGAAAUGGUGGCAAUAUAUUCGCAGUUGGCAAAGAAGGUAUUACUUUGAAAGAAAUAGUUGCCAGAAAUGUUACAAAAAGAAUAACAGCAAAGAAUGGAGGAAAUGCACAUUCUAAGUGCAUUUUGGGUUCUCCUGGUCCAGAUGUUGUCAUUGAUGCACCUCUAGGUAUUACAAUCUUAAACGAAUCAGGAAAGAAACUUGGAGAAAUUGAUAAAGAAGGUGAAAAAGUUCUUAUUGCUAGAGGCGGUGUUGGUGGCUGUAAAGAUAAUGGUUUCUGUGGAAUGAAAGGAGAGUCAGGCAAUGUUACGUUUGACUUAAAAUUAAUUGCCGAUGUUGGUCUUGUUGGAUUCCCAAAUGCUGGAAAAUCAACACUUUUAUCAGCAAUAUCUAAUGCCACGCCCAAAAUAGCUCCUUAUCCAUUUACAACCUUGCAUCCUCAACUGGGAACAAUUUUAUAUCCCGAUCAGCGAGUUAUUACCAUUGCAGAUUUACCUGGUCUUGUUGAAGGUGCUCAUGUUAACGUUGGAUUGGGUCAUAGGUUUCUUAAACAUAUUGAGAGAACAAGUCUUUUAGCAUUGGUCGUUGAUGUUGGAGGGUUUAGAUUAGGUCAAAAAUAUAAAUCAAGAACAUGUUUGGAAACCAUUAUACUCCUGAACAAGGAAUUAGAACUAUAUAGAGAGGAGUUAUUAGGUAUACCAUCGAUACUCAUUGUCAAUAAAUUAGAUAAAAAGAGAGGUACAGAAAUCUUUAAAGAAUUAGAACCAAUCGUGGAAGAUUUGCAAGUUGUAUUUGAAGAAGUGCCAGAAGAGUUUCGGCCAUACCGAGCGCUAUCCUUCAAAAGGGUUAUUGGUAUCAGCGCAAAAAAAAAAAAUGUUGAGGAAUUAGAUAAUGUGAAAAAUGCAAUAAGAGAAGUGUUAGAUGCAGAUAUAGAAGCUGCCGCAGCUGAAAAAGAAAUUAAACUCAUUAAAGAAAUGGAAUCUAAAUUAAGAGAAUAUGGACCAAAUAUGAUAUAG